Molecule: messenger RNA, 1740 nt
Organism: Vidua macroura (Pin-tailed whydah)
Lineage: Eukaryota; Metazoa; Chordata; Aves; Passeriformes; Viduidae
Gene: RAD18
Product: RAD18 E3 ubiquitin protein ligase
Exons: 13
Coding region: 158-1648 (496 amino acids)
Biological process (GO): protein monoubiquitination; DNA damage tolerance
Cellular component (GO): Rad6-Rad18 complex; nucleus
Molecular function (GO): single-stranded DNA binding; ubiquitin protein ligase activity
Source: RefSeq, a predicted model, not a curated record
GUUGGUUCCCGUAGUCCCCGCUGCCGCUGCCGUUGGCCGCCGGCGCUGCCGGAAGCGCUGCCGGAAGCCGGCGGUGCGCGCGGAUCCGGGCCCGCCGCCGCUGCCAGCGGGGCCGUGGGGCGGCACCGGGCCGGGCCGCGCCGACAGCGCCGCGGCGAUGCCGCUGCUCGAGCCGCCGUGGCCGCCCGGCCUGGCCCCGCUGAAGGCCGUGGAUGACUUGCUGCGCUGCGGGAUUUGCUUCGACUACUUCAGCAUCGCCGUGAUCAUCCCGCAGUGCUCGCACAGCUACUGUUCCCUUUGUAUCCGCAAGUCUUUGUCCUACAAAACGCAGUGUCCAACAUGCUGUGUGGCAGUCUCAGAAUCUGACCUGAAAAACAACCGGAUUUUAGAUGAUCUAGUGAAGAGCUUUAAUUCUGCAAGGCAGCAGCUGUUGCAGUUGGUGUUGGAAGCUCCCCCGGUUCCGUCCCCACCGGCCCACAGCCAGCGUCCGGCUGCCGAGAGCCACUGGAGUCCUGAUUCUCAGCCAGAGUCCAAAGAGGUGCCAGGGAUUGAGAGCUCCUUGAGAAAGGACAAAGUCUGCACCUCCACGAAGGCAGGUGGCCUGGCAUGGACUGCUCAGAAGAGUUUCAAAACUGAGGAGCACCAUGAACACAGCACUUCUGCAGAGCUUGGUGGUAAAGACAGCAAAGUGAGGUCACAAGAGAUUCCUGGGUGCACCGAAAGUCAUGAAAGGCCUUCUACAUCUGUGCUCAAAGGAGACAAGAAAGUGGAAUGUCCUGUUUGUGAGGUUGCUAUUCUAGAGCAGUAUAUAAACAAACAUCUGGAUAGCUGCUUGACCAGGGAGGAGAAGAAGGACAGCCUCCGAAGUUCUGAUCACAAAAGGAAGCUGAUGUCCAAAGUUGUUUAUAACCUGCUGUCGGAUCGAGAUCUGAGGAAAAAGCUCAAGGAGCAGGGUCUGUCUGCCUCUGGGACCCGCCAGCAGCUCAUUAAGAGACACCAGGAGUUUGUGCACAUGUACAAUGCUCAGUGUGAUUCCCUGAACCCCAAAUCAGUUGCAGAGAUUGUUAAAGAGCUGGAAAAGAACGAGAAGAUUCGGGUUCAGCUUGAGUGUAAUAAACCUGGUGAAAAUAGCCUGACCUUCACAAAGGACCAGACGGAGGAAGAAAUAGAUGAGAUCCACGCUGAAUAUCGAAACAAACACAGAAGUGAAUUCAAGUUCUUGGUGGAUCAAGUAAAUAAACGAUGGAAGAAAAUAGGUGAGAGGAAAGCAGAAAGUGCUCAAAACAAAGAGGAGGUUGCUGCCAAAGAGCUGCCAGCAGCCACAGAACCUGCAGAAGAGGAUCACACAGCUGUUGUCCCUGGAAAAGCCCAAGCACUCCAACCAGAAAUUCCUGAUGGCCAAAGAAGUGACUCUCAUAGCUUGAAGGAAUGGCAGAGAUCAGCCUCCCCUGAGUUCUCCCUGUCCUCUGGCUCAACGUGCAGCACCAAUUCGGACAUUCUGGCAGAUAUGGAAGAGUCUGAGACGUGUUCAGCGUCCUCUGACAGCAGCAGCUCCGUGGCUCUGGCAGGGAGCAAGAGGAAGCUGGGGCGGCCGCGGAUCCCCGAGAGCAGCGGGGCGACGCCGCUGGGCAAGCGGAAGAGGAGCUAGUGCUGCAGGAGUGCCAGCUCAGCCUGGGAAACACCUCCUGCCUUCCCAUCCUCUGAGUGUCUGCGUACCGAGUAAAAUGCUCUAUUUUCACA